CGAGAAAAGCUCCAGCCGCGUAAGCUCCCCGCCGAUGAAUUUUGAAGCUCGGCGAGAAAGAGAGAGAGAGAGAGAGAGAGAGAGAGUAGAGCGGCGCGCGCUACCCGCAUCAUGGGAAAUCGGCAGCGGCGGGAACGCAGCAUCGCGUUCGAACGUCGCGUGCCAGCCUGCACCGCGGCUCGGUGAACGACGGACUGACACGGGCAGUCGGGGUGACGGACGCGCGGCGGCGCGCUCGGGCCGCUGCCUUGGUUACCUCGGCCAACACAACAGCGUCGGCGGCAGCGGCGAGCACGCAGCCCAUGUGUCGAUAGCAGGGGCAGUCGGCCAGGGGACAACGCCCGGACAAGGCCGACGGAGGCGCAGCGAGGAUCGACUGGCUGGGCGUGCGCGCGCGAUGCUGCUCCUCGUGACCCUGGCGAUCGGCAGCUGCUGCCUGGUGCUGGGGGGCCUGGCGAUCGACUGCUUUCACUGCGUGUCCGUGGGCGGCGACAACCGGGACUGCGACGACCCGUUCCACAACAACGGCAGCCUGGGCUUCCUGCAGUCGCCGUGCCUGGGCGGGCGCAAGGGCCGCGACGGCCUGUUCCCCGCCACCGCCUGCGUCAAGAUCGCCGGCGUCUACUACGACAGCGGCGUCUCGCUGACGGUGCGCAGCUGUGCCCUGGACAGCGGCACCCUCACCACCGACUCCGAGCUCAUACGCAUGUCUCACUGCGGGGGAUUCUACUACGAGAACCGGUACCUGAAGGGAUGCGUGCAGUCGUGCAGCGACGCCGACGCCUGCAAUCGCUCCGAGCGCCAGCUCGGCCGCUCGCACCGCCUACUGGUUGUCGCCGCCGCCGCCGCCGCCACCACCGCCGCCACCACCGCCGCCACUGCAACUUGGCUCGCCUGAUCCGGGACUAGGACAUCCUAGUCGGAGCGCACGGCCAGCGAUUAUAGGCACGUCGACGAUAUGAGCUUUGUAACGAGCCGACACAGGCCAUUGCUAAAGUCGCACCGCACUGAUGCAACCACUCUUUUCCCGCGAUGAAUUAUUGACGCAGACGAACGACCGCCGGCGAUCGAUCGCGCUUCAAACCUGAACGUAACGUCCCGUUGCGGGCUCGACCGAACGGAAAGUAAACGACGAUCGCGCCCCCCGCCCCUAACCAACGAAGCGCCCGCUACCGCGGUAGGUGCAAUUUUUCCGAGUCUCCGGUGCGCCGUUGUACGAUUCACGUGCUGAAAUGUCGCGCCGACGCUUCUCCCUGCGGCAGUUGGUCGCCGUCGACGAAUUCGAGCAACAGUGUCAGCCGCAGGACUCGGACGGGCGUGAGGUGCGCUGCCGUUCGCCGCUCUACGCCCCGUUCGCGAUAAACGACAUUUAAUGCCGCACGCACCGCGCAGACCUCGACGGCCUUCGCUCGGCUGCGCGGCCGCGCGUCGGGCUGGCUCAGCGCCCAACUCGGCCGGAUGCUCGUCGCCGACGACAAAGCCCACGAGCCCUACACAGUCUGGUCCAGCCUCGUGUCCUUUGUUUUCGGCCUGCUGCUCGUCAAGAUUUACGGCGACGCCUUCGACAGCGUGAGUAUUUCGGGACCCCGUCGUGGCUACUCCCCCGACCCGCUGAGUUAAGCAACGGCAAUCGGCGCGCAGGCGAUCGGCAGCUACUACGAGCGUCUGAGAAGCGGCUUCGGUACCUUUUGCGGACUUGUCGCCAGAGUGAACGCUAAGGAUAUCGAGACAGUGGCGGCACUGUGCGUGCUCCUACUACUUUGGAUCGGGGCCCUUAGAAUUCUCGCCAAUGUCGUUCGACAACUCGUCCAACUUGUCAGACUCCGCUAGUUCGCGGCUCGCGAGUGAAUCGUUCGUCUCUUGAAUAUCAUUGAAUCGAACUCGAGCUUUCGAGCCUCUCUGGGUCAGUCGAUUAGAGCUCUCGAGCAGCAACUGAGGUAUUUAGACCGAAUUUUAAAAGCUUCUUUCAUUGUUCGCCUAUUCAAGCUCUACACUCUGUUUGAUUUCUCCAAGUCGUUUCCCCCUUUGUACA
Messenger RNA from Phymastichus coffea, 2032 nucleotides. RefSeq lists its product as uncharacterized. Bases 35 to 898 code for a protein of 287 amino acids. The record is from RefSeq and is a predicted model, not a curated record. The transcript is spliced from 4 exons. Lineage: Eukaryota; Metazoa; Arthropoda; Insecta; Hymenoptera; Eulophidae.